Xenopus laevis (African clawed frog) is the source of this 1056-nucleotide messenger RNA. RefSeq names its product zymogen granule protein 16 L homeolog (gene zg16.L). NCBI's taxonomy places the organism in Eukaryota, Metazoa, Chordata, Amphibia, Anura, Pipidae. The record is from RefSeq and is a predicted model, not a curated record. The transcript has 4 exons. Gene Ontology annotation, molecular function: carbohydrate binding. Bases 446 to 964 code for a protein of 172 amino acids.
UGCAGCCAGGAAUGACACAAAACCACAACAAGCAGCACUAACGCUGAGGAUCAUGGGAGCUGUCACUCCACCAAAGCCAAAGGCUUCUCUACGGUGGCCUGGGAAUGAUAGAUGUAUAUGCUUGAAUAUACUGUGUGGGUGUAAAUCAAUUAGCAGCAGAUACGGGCCCCUCCUCAGAUACCAACCAUGUCUUAUCUAGUCACAUGUGUGGCCUUUGCCCCUCCUGGGAGAAUCCGGGUCACAUUAACCCUUAACGCCAUCUAGUCAAUAGCGCUUGCUCUGUAUCCUGAGCUGUGAUCCCAGCUAGCACUGAAAGGGUUACCAGGAGCUGAUGCCUGCGCCCAGCAUGAUACCUGUUUGAUACCAUUUGUACUGGGGAGACAUAUAAAUACAGGCACAGGCCAGGGGGAGCCACAUAACCCUGUGAAUACCUACUGCCUGCAGGAUGUUUCUAUCCCUGGUGCUGUGCGUUGGCAUUUUGCUGGGAUCAUCAACAGCCUCCAGCAUCGAGUCUCGCUUGUCUUCCUUUGCUGGUGAAUAUGGCUCAGGUGGUGGCACCGCCUUCUCGUUCUCUUCGGAGCAGGUGAAUGGACCAAUCACUGGUCUGCGAGUGCGAGAGAACCCGAGCCACGUCAUUGGCCUCCAGUUCCGAUACGGAAAUACGUGGGGAACCUAUUACGGGAACACAGCGGGGCCCAUCCUUGAGUUUCUGCUCCGCCCAGGAGAGAACAUUACCCAGGUAUCAGGGAAGAUAGCUUCCUACGUAAAUCAGCUGAUGUUUGUGACAAGCCAUGGACGCAUCUUCCGCUUUGGCCAACCCUCGGGCACCAGCUUUAAUGAUUUCCCUUUGUAUCCGACCACCGCCCUGCGCUACGUGAGUGGUCGCUAUUCCUCCGUCAUACACAGCAUUGGCUUCCACUGGGGCUACCAGCCUGGCUGUGUGCACUGCAAGACUGAGGAAUAGAGGUUCCACCCUUGCCCAGGCUUUAUUGCCCCCAUUAACAGAUGGAAUGACACAACAGCUUGAUCUGUAGUCAAUAAAUGAGAUUUUCCUGA